UGCCUAGGCGCGAGCGCGACCAACGACGAUGGCCACCGCUUCCUUCCGGCACGCGCCCGCCCGUGACCCAUCAAGUCCAGUCCAGUCCUUGGAGUCAUCCAUCAAUCUGAUUCUGAUUCUGGUUGAUUGUCUCUCCUUCCAAUUCCAACCCAAGCAAGCAAGGCACCUAUACUCGCCUCUCAAACCCAAGCAAAGCAAGCUUAAAACCCCCGCCCCGUGCACUCAGUCAUCGCCAUGCCGAUGCCCAUGGCGCCGCCGCUCCCGUGCUUGCUCCUCCUCCUGUUUGCCGUCCCUCUCCUCGCAACGUCCGCCAGGAUCCCGCUCUACCGCCACCUUCCCCCGCUCCCGCCCGCCGCCGCUCAGCACCACCCGCUCUCCCGCCUCGCGCGCGCCUCCCUCGCGCGCGCCUCCCGCCUCCGCGGUCACCACCAGGGCCAGGCCGCCUCAUCCCCCGUGCGCGCCGCGCUGUACCCUCACUCCUACGGCGGCUACGCCUUCUCCCUCUCCCUCGGCACGCCGCCGCAGCCGCUGCCGGUGCUGCUCGACACGGGCAGCCACCUCACCUGGGUGCCCUGCACCUCCAACUACCAGUGCCAGAACUGCUCCGCCGCCGCCGGCUCCUUCCCCGUCUUCCAUCCCAAGAGCUCCUCCUCCUCCCUCCUCGUCUCCUGCAGCAGCCCCUCCUGCCUCUGGAUCCACUCCAAGUCCCACCUUUCCGACUGCGCCCGCGACUCCGCACCCUGCAGGCCCAGCACCGCCAACUGCUCCGCCACCGCCACCAAUGUCUGCCCGCCCUACCUCGUCGUCUACGGCUCCGGCUCCACCGCGGGGCUCCUCGUCUCCGACACGCUGCGCCUCUCCCCACGCGGCGCCGCCAGCCGCAACUUCGCCGUGGGCUGCAGCCUCGCCUCCGUGCACCAGCCGCCGUCGGGGCUCGCGGGGUUCGGCCGCGGGGCGCCGUCCGUGCCCGCGCAGCUCGGGGUCAACAAGUUCUCCUACUGCCUCCUCUCCCGCCGCUUCGACGACGACGCCGCCAUCAGCGGCGAGCUAGUCCUCGGCGCCUCCUCCGCCGGCAAGGCGAAAGCGAUGAUGCAGUACGCGCCGCUGCUCAAGAACGCGGGCGCCAGGCCGCCCUACUCCGUGUACUACUACCUGUCGCUGACCGGCAUCGCGGUGGGCGGGAAGAGCGUGGCGCUCCCGGCGCGGGCCUUGGCACCCGUGUCCGGUGGUGGCGGGGGCGGCGCCAUCAUCGACUCAGGCACGACCUUCACCUACCUGGACCCGACGGUGUUCAAGCCGGUGGCGGCCGCGAUGGUGGCCGCGGUGGGGGGCAGGUACAACCGAUCCAAGGACGUGGAGGGGGCGCUCGGGCUGCGCCCCUGCUUCGCACUCCCGGCGGGCGCCAGGACAAUGGACCUCCCGGAGCUGUCGCUCCAUUUCAGCGGCGGCGCCGAGAUGCGGCUCCCGAUCGAGAACUACUUCCUGGCGGCUGGCCCGGCGUCCGGCGUGGCCCCCGAGGCGAUCUGCCUGGCCGUGGUGUCGGACGUGUCGAGCGCGAGCGGCGGCGCCGGGGUGUCCGGUGGGGGCGGGCCGGCCAUCAUCCUGGGCAGCUUCCAGCAGCAGAACUACCAGGUGGAGUACGACCUCGAGAAGAACCGGCUCGGGUUCCGGCAGCAGCCAUGCUCCUCGUCGUCCUCGUAAAGAUGGUUGGUGGCAAUGGCAUGCAGAUGCAUGCUCGCGUACCUACGUACUACUACUACUGUAUCAUCCGACUUGAUUAAUCACGCCACGCCACGCCACGCCAUGUAGUAGUGGAAAAGUUAGUGACAGAUUAAGCUUGCCUGCUCGUGCAGCUUUCGGAUCCAGAUUCCAGAGUACUACUAGUAGUACUCCUAGUGAGGAUUUUAAUUAGCAAUAAAUAAAAACUGUACCGUACCGUGUGCACGCGUGUUUGCUUAA
Hordeum vulgare subsp. vulgare (domesticated barley) is the source of this 1959-nucleotide messenger RNA. Its product is annotated as probable aspartyl protease At4g16563. Lineage: Eukaryota; Viridiplantae; Streptophyta; Magnoliopsida; Poales; Poaceae. Gene Ontology annotation, molecular function: aspartic-type endopeptidase activity. Gene Ontology annotation, biological process: proteolysis. The coding region runs from base 235 to 1701 and encodes 488 amino acids. The record is from RefSeq and is a predicted model, not a curated record. The transcript has a single exon.